Messenger RNA from Exophiala mesophila, 1396 nucleotides. RefSeq lists its product as uncharacterized. The coding region runs from base 469 to 1134 and encodes 221 amino acids. NCBI's taxonomy places the organism in Eukaryota, Fungi, Ascomycota, Eurotiomycetes, Chaetothyriales, Herpotrichiellaceae. Gene Ontology annotation, cellular component: outer membrane. The transcript is spliced from 3 exons. The record is from RefSeq and is a predicted model, not a curated record.
CUCUGAAUGGAUGACAGCGUUACCAUGAAAGUCCCAUUAAUCAAACAAAAGGCCCAAAGGGUCCUUCGGGUCCGCCUGUUGGUGCCGGGCUCGGCUGUGGGAGGGGCAGACAGACACAGAGUCAGAGGGUAAUCUACAGACUACCCUAGACAGUUCGCGGGGCUGAGUCUCGUUGUCAUGCUCUCCAUCGGUCAACAUUUGGUGGAGGACAGGCGCAGUCAGCCAUUUCGCCUUCGGCCGUGACUACUACUACAGAGUACUUGGUAAGCUAAGCCGCGUGCCCACUGGGCUGCGUUACUGCUCUGCACCUGAAACCCUCGACUGUACUGCUCUGUUAUUUAUUCCGCUACUCACCAGCUUAGCUUUCCUUCUUUAUUUCUUUCAGACGAUCACCUACUACAUCGAUAAAUCGAAGACCAAAAGACCUUUCAAAUUGCUCUCAGAUACCGAUCUCCUACAAGAACUCCAAUGUCUGGUCCCUACGACAACUACGGCGGCCAGGGUGGCUACGGCCAACAGCAAGGCGGAUACGGUGGCGGAUACCCUCCUCAACAGGGCUAUCCACAACAAGGCUACAACCAGCAACAGCAGCAAUACCCUCAGCAGGGCUACGGCGGCUAUCCUCCUCAAGAUCAGGGAUUCGGUCCCCCACGUCGACAGGACUCUUUCGGUCCUCCUCAGCAUGGUGGAUUUCAACACGGCCAACAAGGUCAAUACUUUGGCCAAUAUGACGCCAGCAACCCCCAAGGCUCGUCCAGUUACUACGGCUCGCAGGCUGGCAACGACGCAUACGCUCAGAAUCAAGCCUAUCAAGCUCAAAUGAACCAACCGGGUGGCUACCAAGGACAGCCGCAAUAUCAAGAUGCCAGUCAACAUGAGUUUGCCAAACAAUCGUCAGAUCCUAAUGCUCCCAACUAUGACCCCAAUGCUCCCCCCAUGUCAGAUCAAGAUCGAGGUCUUCUCGGUGCUAUUGGCGGUGGUAUUGGCGGCGGCCUAUUGGGAAAGAAAGCCAACCAUGGCUUCCUAGGAACAGUUGGCGGUGCCAUCCUCGGUAGUGUAGCAGAAGACUUCUUCAAGGACAAGAAGAAGAAGCAACACAACCAGAGCAGCUGGGGUGGUGGUAGCAAAUGGUAGAUUGGAUCUGUGCCGAGGGUGCGCAGUUUGGGCUGGAAUGUAAAUUCCUGCCAUGGAACUCAUGAUUCAUGACAUAACUCCAUCACGAGACGAGGCUGGGUUAUCAUAUCAUUGUGCUUCGUUUUUGGAUUACUUGAAGACCAGCGAGACAAGGCUGAGAUGAAUAUGCCUACGGUUUUUCGCUUUGCCGGUUACAUCGCAUCGAUUUACAAGUACAAUUACCUGAAAUGACAAUUCGCACCGGGUGCGAAAUCGCACGAAA